UUUGGCUUAAACCGCGCUCGAGUGCGGUUCAGAUCGGUUUCCGACUCGGAUUCGGUUUCGAUUUCGUUAUCGCGCUACGUCCAGCUCCAUUCUUGGUCUACGUCUACGGAUAACAUAAAAAGCCCAGCAGAGAAAAACAGAAAAGCCCACGAACGCCCGCCCACGUCUGCGCGAGGUGGUGAGAAAAUAAAAAGAAAUCAACCAAAACAACAAAAGUGAAAAACAAUAAAGGCCGAGGAAAAUCGCGGUGCAAUAAAACAAAAAAGCCCAACUAAAUCACAGGCGAAAUAAAUAUUUUUCAGUUCGAGCCGCAGCAAUAAACAGAAAACAAAUAAAGCCACAGCCUGAGACGGAGCUGAGAAGAAAGGGUCCCAUCCUCAAUUAAUUAAGAGUGCUGCUUUCGUUGCAUUUAUUGCCUCGCAUCGACCACAAAAACUGGCUCACACAAAUACUCACACAGGUUUUUACGGCAUCGCAGUGAAAUGCAAAUCAAUUGAACGCAAUAUUAAUAUUAUAAAAAAAAGAAAAGAAAUCGAAAUAACAGAAAUACCAAAAACCCGAAAACGCUACAAUUUGAUUUGCCAUUAGCCGAGGAUUUAAUGUGUUUUACUGGCCAUGAAAACUAUGGAAAGUCCACAGCAAAAUAAUUAACGAAAAUUCCAUCGAGGUGUGCGUGCAAAUAAUACAGAAAAAGAAAUAUUAGUUUAUAAUUGGAAAAUCGUAAAUCGAAAAACCGCCAAGUGACCAAAAUGGCAAUGAGUGAAAUUCAAAGUUAAUAACCCGUCCGAAGUGCGCCGUUCUAAAUAUUUUAUUAAACAUUAAACAGACUCUAGAUAAACCAGCCAGAAGUUUAACGAUUUACGCCAGAUAGCACAACAGACACAGAACCGAACGUCCAGAACAUGCGCCCGGCACGUUACCGAUGAAGCAAGCCACUUUAAUCAGACCCAGACACAGACCCAGAAGAAGCACAGCAGCAGAAGCAGUGGCAGCGGCAGCCUCCAACAUGUGUCCCAAACGGCAUUGGCUAGUCAGUAAAGCAACGGGAGCGGGAUCAGGAGGCUCCAGAGGAUCGGCAGCUAGGAGCCGGCGCAGUCUAGACCAAAUAGUAGAAGUAUUAGUAGCCUUAAUCUUAGUCAAUUGCCUGGUCACGGCGGCAGCGGCGCUGAUCACACCGCCCGACAGUCUCGAGUCGCUGUCCCUCGGCUCCUACACCUCUGGCGACUCCGCGGAUUCCUCCGAGGAUGACGUGACCGGCUUCUACCGCAGCCCCCACCGUCUGGAGGGCUAUCCCCAGAUGCAGCAGCUCCAGCAGCAGCAGCAGCGGGGACAAAACUUUAAGAUCAGCCCCAAGCCGUGCUCCUUUGGUCGCGUGGAGGGCACCUGCAUGUUCGUGUGGGAGUGCAUCAAGUCCGAGGGCCGGCACGUGGGCAUGUGCGUGGACUCGUUCAUGUUUGGCUCCUGCUGCACGCACAACUACACCGACAACAUCGUCCUGCCGCAGACGGCCUUCUCCUACACGAGGCCCACCAAGCCGCUCACGCUGCGCCCGCGCCCACCGGCGCCCUACAAGCCCAUGAUCAGCGGCAUGACCACCAUUGAGCGUCCCCAUGGCGCUGGCACCAUCGUGAUUCGUCCUUCGGGGCCGCACCACCAGGGCACUCUGGCCCGGCCGCAUCCGCAACCCUACCAGAGCAAGCCCACCACUGCCUCCGACCUGCAGAGCUCCGCCUCGCACCCCAGCUCUAGCUCUAGCUCCAGUUCCGGCUCUAGUUCGAGUCCCAAUAGCAUUUGGCAUACAUCGACCCAGCAGCAGCAGCAGCAUCAGCAGAAUCAACAGAACCACUGGCAGAUGACCACCGAGCCGAGCUUUAUUACCAAGCCGCGGCCCACCGGCUGGACCAAGCCUGGCAUCGUCAAUUUGCCAAUGCCCGCGCGACCCUCGAAACCGUCGAAGCCCACAAAGAAACCGAUUGUCUACGAACGGCCACCGCCUCCGCCGCCACCCUCUCCGUCGACGACAUCGACGACGUCCCUGAUUUGGCCGGGCCAGACGCAGCCGCAUCGCCCCACCAGGCCGCAGCUGUCGCCGGGCACAUCAUUAGCCGCAUCCUCGUCCGCAGUGUGGCCAUCAACAUCGACUUCCACUUCGACGACAACGACUACUCGACGGACAACCACACCGCCAGCAACCACGACAACAAGGAGAACACCGGCCAGUAAGCCCACAAAGCCCUACCAGCGGCCCACCACGGCGAUAUCGAGUUCCUCCAGCUACAGUUCCAGCUCCACAACAACAACAACAACAACAACAACAACAACAGCCCAUCCGAGCAAGACACCCACCACGAUCGGAAGCACCAGCAGCAGUAGUGGUAUCGUCACCAGCAGCAGCCAACGGCCCACGCACCGUCCGCCAGGCCUGGCCACCUCCGGCAUCGAGACCAACGAGAUAACGGACUCCUCCAGCCUGGACUCCGGGGCGCUUGGCCAUGUCAAGACCAUUUCGGCGGCGCGGAGCGAGUGCGGAGUGCCGACGCUGGCGCGGCCAGAGACACGAAUCGUGGGCGGCAAGAGCGCGGCCUUCGGUCGUUGGCCCUGGCAGGUGUCGGUGCGGCGCACCUCCUUCUUCGGCUUCUCCAGCACCCACCGCUGCGGUGGCGCUUUGAUCAACGAGAACUGGAUAGCCACCGCCGGACACUGCGUGGACGACCUGCUCAUCUCGCAGAUACGCAUCCGCGUGGGCGAGUAUGAUUUCUCGCAUGUGCAGGAGCAGCUGCCCUACAUCGAGCGCGGCGUGGCCAAGAAGGUGGUGCACCCCAAGUACAGCUUCCUCACGUACGAGUACGACCUGGCGCUGGUCAAGCUUGAGCAGCCGCUCGAAUUUGCGCCGCAUGUCAGUCCCAUUUGCCUGCCCGAGACGGAGAGCCUUCUAAUUGGCAUGAACGCCACGGUCACAGGCUGGGGUCGUCUCAGCGAGGGCGGCACCCUGCCCUCGGUCCUCCAAGAGGUCUCCGUGCCCAUUGUGAGUAACGACAAUUGCAAAUCGAUGUUCAUGCGCGCAGGUCGCCAGGAAUUCAUCCCGGACAUAUUCCUUUGUGCGGGCUACGAGACAGGAGGACAGGACUCCUGUCAAGGCGAUUCGGGAGGACCUCUACAGGUAAGACCCAUGUCAGAUACCACAAGGAGAAAACUAAUCCACUAUCUCUCAUUUGUCAGGCCAAAUCCCAGGACGGUCGCUUCUUCCUGGCCGGGAUCAUCUCCUGGGGCAUUGGCUGUGCCGAAGCCAAUCUGCCUGGGGUCUGCACGCGCAUCUCCAAGUUCACGCCCUGGAUACUCGAGCAUGUCAGAUGAUGACAUAAUGAAGAUCUGGACGAUGAUGAUGAUGGCAGCCCGACAUUUGUUAUUGUUUUAAUUUAUCAGUUGUAUCUUUAAGUCUUGUGUGAUUUAUCUUAAAGGAAUGUUAAGCGUAGUUAGCUUCAAUUUAACAAUUUUAAUAGCAUUGACCUUGACUUGGCCUCGUGGGCCACUGCCACGCCCCUGUCCGAACACACACAGUCAACGCCCACUAAGUUAGUGUAGCGAAAAUGUUAGCGCUGUAAGUCUAACACAUAUGGGAAUCGCUCGGUCAGAUAUCGAUCGGGUCCCCGAAGAGGGUUUAUCUAUUUGUACAUAGCCGAAGGGAUUAUCGGGGAUAACGGGGGGGGAAAUGGAGAGUCAUUUGCAUGUCCACAAGUUGUUGGUAUUUUAGAAGUAGUAGUAAUAUUUAACAAUUAACUAAAUCUAUAUUUAUUGUAAACAAUUGCGUGCAGACACCUCAACGUUGUCUGUAUCUUGCCCAAAGAACAUGUCUAUCUAUAGCGAUGCGAAAGCUCGAGAGCAAUAAAAGAUAACUGAAAAACAUUGUCCAGCAUAAUGGGAGGCCGUCGAGAGAGAUGCCCAUCGCCAUAAGAGCCGGCUUCCUCUCCAGUCGGCAAUCUCCGGCAAUUGGGGGCCCCCGAGGGCAGGCGAACCUGAACCAUUCACACAAUUUGCAGUCAUCGCCAUGUUCGGCUGCGGGCCAUCGAAGAUGAUUGGCACAAUCGAUUUGUACGCGGGAAGGCAGUCGGCAUCCGCAGUCGCCACUUUCCUACGGAUUUCACUUUUCAACAGCCUCAGCUCUCAUCUCCCAGCUCCGCCAGUGACAUUUGACUUGACACCAACACCUCGCGAGCGGCUGAACAAUUAAUCACUUGAC
Drosophila kikkawai is the source of this 4237-nucleotide messenger RNA. The record is from RefSeq and is a predicted model, not a curated record. Lineage: Eukaryota; Metazoa; Arthropoda; Insecta; Diptera; Drosophilidae.